GCGAUCUCAAACUUGGAAGCAUUGGUUAAUCUGGAAGUGCUGGAUAUGAGUUAUAAUCGAAUUCGCAAGCUUGAAGGGUUAUCUGGCUUGUGUAGUUUGAAAAAGGUUUAUUUCGUUCACAAUAAAAUCACGACAAUUGAAGGAUUAGAGAGUCUGAAAAAGCUUGAAUUAUUGGAAUUAGGCGAUAAUCGUAUCAAGAAAAUCGAAAAUAUCGAUCAACUGAGUAAUCUUCGUGAGCUGUACAUGGGUAAGAACAAGAUUCAUAAGAUCGAAAAUUUGGAGAAACUUCAUAAUCUGAUAGUAUUGAGUCUGCCGAUGAGGAUUUUCGUGCAAGAUGAGAGUGUUAAAUGA
Messenger RNA from Anisakis simplex (herring worm), 351 nucleotides. The record is from the annotation of a GenBank genome assembly. Lineage: Eukaryota; Metazoa; Nematoda; Chromadorea; Rhabditida; Anisakidae.